Molecule: messenger RNA, 2260 nt
Organism: Varanus komodoensis (Komodo dragon)
Lineage: Eukaryota; Metazoa; Chordata; Lepidosauria; Squamata; Varanidae
Gene: CPNE9
Product: copine family member 9
Exons: 22
Coding region: 1-1776 (591 amino acids)
Biological process (GO): cellular response to calcium ion
Cellular component (GO): plasma membrane
Molecular function (GO): calcium-dependent phospholipid binding
Source: RefSeq, a predicted model, not a curated record
AUGCCCUUCCCCGGCCUAGCAGGACUAACUCGAAUCAGCAGCAGAGCCUUCGCGCAGCCUCUCUCCCGCGGGCUAGCAGUGGGCCAAAAAGCGCGGCUUGAACCCGGCGGCGGCGGCGGCGGCGGCGCUGGGGGUAUGGCGUCUCCGGGGGACUUGGAGACUGCGCCCACCAGAGUGCCCGCCACCAAGGUGGAGCUCACCGUGUCCUGCAGGAACCUAUUGGACAUGGACACUUUCUCCAAGUCUGAUCCUGUUGUGAUUCUCUAUCUCCAAGGAACUGCAGACAAGGAAUGGCGAGAGUUUGGUCGUACGGAAGUGAUUGACAACACGCUGAACCCAGAUUUUGUCCGGAAAUUUGUCCUUGACUAUUACUUUGAGGAGAAGCAGAACCUGCGUUUUGACGUUUACAAUGUGGACUCCAAAACCUGCAAUCUUCCCAAGCAUAAGGACUUCCUAGGACAAGCCUUUGUGGCACUCGGUGAGGUAAUAGGCUCCCAAAGAGGUCGCCUGGAGCGGCCCCUCACGGGGGUUCCAGGAAAAAAGUGUGGCACCAUCUUGCUGUCUGCAGAAGAGCUCAGCAACUGCCGGGACAUUGUCACCAUGCAGCUGUGUGCCAACAAGCUUGACAAGAAGGAUUUCUUUGGCAAAUCUGACCCCUUCCUUGUCUUCUACCGCAGCAACGAGGAUGGCACGUUCACCAUCUGCCACAAGACGGAGGUAGUGAAGAACAACCUGAAUCCAGUGUGGCAGCCGUUCUCCAUCCCUGUGCGUGCCCUGUGCAACGGGGACUAUGACAGGACGGUGAAAAUCGACGUCUAUGACUGGGACAGGGAUGGCAGCCAUGAUUUCAUCGGGGAGUUCGCCACGAGCUACAGGGAACUCUCCCGUGCCCAGAGCCAGUUCACAGUCUAUGAGGUUUCAAAUCCAAGGAAGAAAUGCAAGAAAAAGAAAUAUAUCAACUCUGGGACUGUAACUCUUCUGUCAUUUGCAGUGCAAUCGGAAUUCACCUUUGUUGAUUAUAUCCGAGGCGGGACGCAGCUGAAUUUCACAGUCGCCAUUGAUUUCACAGCCUCCAACGGGAACCCCUCCCAGCCUACCUCCCUCCAUUACAUGAGCCCGUAUCAGCUCAGCUCCUAUGCCAUGGCACUGAAGGCAGUUGGCGAAAUCAUCCAGGAUUAUGACAGUGACAAGCUUUUCCCUGCUUAUGGCUUUGGAGCCAAGGUCCCACCAGAUGGCAAAGUCUCCCAUCAGUUCCCUUUGAACAACAACCCAGACAACCCCAAUUGUGAGGGCAUCGAGGGAGUGCUGGAAUCCUAUUUCCAAAGCUUGCGUACAGUGCAGUUAUAUGGACCCACCAACUUUGCCCCUGUCAUCAACCAGGUUGCCUGUUCGGCUGCUCAGCUUACGGAUGGGUCCCAAUAUUAUGUGCUCCUCAUUGUCACGGAUGGUGUCAUCUCUGACAUGCUGCAAACCAAGGAAGCAAUUGUCAGUGCGUCGUCUUUGCCUAUGUCCAUCAUCAUUGUGGGAGUAGGCCCUGCUGAAUUUGGAGCAAUGGAAGAGCUGGAUGGAGAUGAAGUGCGGGUCUCCUCCAGGGGGCGCUACGCCGAAAGGGACAUUGUGCAGUUUGUGCCCUUCCGAGACUAUGUUGAUCAUUCAGGGAACCACGUGUUGAGCAUGGCACGCCUGGCAAAGGAUGUUCUCGCUGAAAUCCCCGAGCAACUCCUCUCCUACAUGAAGACCCGUGACAUCAAGCCCCUUUCUGCUAAGCCACAGUAGCUCCGACCUCUGUCCAGCCUGAGCCAGUCAGAUUAUUUCUGCUCCAGCUGGGACUGGGAUGACGGCUUCCACCGGGGGAACGUGGGCUGUUCCCACUCUUUCACUGGGAGCGGGCUAGGUCACCCGAGGGGUGGGUGGACAUCCCUGUGGGGAAGCGGGCAGAAUAUGAGCGCCAUGCCUCACUCAGGCCAAGCCACCAGCACGACUCCUCCCAGAAUCUCAAAGAAUGACCCCAAGGUUCAUCAGCCAACCCUGGCAAGGGACACGGACCAGAAGGGGGUUAAGAAGUCUUGCUGCCCCCACCCCUGCCGCUGGGGCAGUAUUUUCUUCAGGCCAAAUUUGCUAAAUCACGUGCCAUUUGGCUCUAUUUCUGCCUGGUUAAUGACAAUAAACCAUUCUUGGCCCCAGGAUCCCUUGUUUUGGCACUGAGUUGUUUUCAUGAUGGGGAGUUGUGAUUUCUGGCUUCUUCAAGGUAUAUUUUCCA